Molecule: messenger RNA, 957 nt
Organism: Ctenocephalides felis (cat flea)
Lineage: Eukaryota; Metazoa; Arthropoda; Insecta; Siphonaptera; Pulicidae
Product: flocculation protein FLO11-like
Exons: 3
Coding region: 1-957 (318 amino acids)
Source: RefSeq, a predicted model, not a curated record
AUGAACGCUUUUGCUUUAGCCUUUGUUUUAUUCGCUGGAGCUCUUGUUCAAGGUGCUCCAAGCGUAUACACCACCUCUGGUUGCGGUGGAUUGGAUUGCGGAUUUAAUGGUUACAGUACCGGAUACACCACCGGCUAUACCACUGGAUACGCAAGCCCAGUUCUACUUACUCCUCUCCAGCUACUGCAUACACCACCACCGAUUACCACCCCAGUGACCUACACCACCACUGAUUAUGUGGCUACCCCAGUGACCACCACUCACACUGACUACGUCAACACUCCAGUGACAACUUCUUACGUCAGCCAACCAUCUGUAGCCUACGACUAUGUCUCCACCAAUGUUGUAUCUACUCCAGCUGUUGUAUCUACUCCAGCUGUUGUAUCUACUCCAGUUGUUGCUGACUACGUGAGCGCUCCAGUUGCUACCACCUACGCCACCGCCAGUCCAGUGUACACCACCACUGACUAUGUCACCACCAAUGUCGUCAGUGCUCCAGUGACUACCACUUCUUACGCAACCACCAGCCCAGUCUACACCACCACUGAUUAUGUCACUUCCAACGUUGUGGCUGCCCCAGUUGCUACCACUGGAUACACCACCGGAUACGUUGCCAAUGACUACGUCACCACCAAUGUUGUUUCCACUCCAGUUACUGGAUACACCACCGGUCAUCUUGCCAAUGACUACGUCACCACCAACGUUGUUUCCACUCCAGUUACUGGAUACACCACCGGGCAUCUUGCUAAUGACUACGUCACCACCAGCGUAGUUUCCGCACCAGUUACCACUGGAUACACCACUGGCUACACCACCGGUAAUGUUGGAUACACCACCGGAGUUACUGGAUACACCAACGGCGUUAGUGGAUAUACCAAUGGACUUAAUGGUUAUACCACUGGUAGCUAUGUCAGCUCCCCAGGAUACACUUCUUCUGGACUUGUCAACGUUUUCUAG